AUGUCUCCGACCCCCCAUGAAAAUCCCGUGGUGUCGUCUGAAAAUCUCUCGCAAACACAUGGUGAUUCUGCUUCCAUUUCGACAGUGAGCGUCGCUGAGCAUCCUCCAUCUCUGACCCAUUUCCAAUCGCACGUCUCCCAUGGGCAAGAUGCCCCUAUCCAACAAUACUCGUCCUAUGUUGAGGUUCCAGACGAAGUAUAUGACAGAAUCAAACCAUCAAAAAAAGUCAUCAUCGUUGCCCUGCUCUCGUUCUGCAGUUUCCUUGCUCCAAUCUCGAGCACAACGAUUUUGUCCGCUAUCCCUGAAGUUGCUGCUACAUAUCACAGCACAGGGACGAUCAUCAACUUGAGUAAUGCUCUAUAUAUGCUGUUUAUGGGACUGUCUCCUUGUGUCUGGGGGCCCCUGAGCCAGGUGUACGGACGAAGACCUAUUUGCCUCAUAACCGCCGUCCUAUUCCUAGGUUGUUCGCUCGGUACCGCACUAUCACCCAACCUCGUCGCCUACUACAUAUUCCGGAUCCUCACGGCGUUUGAAGGGACAUCGUUCUUGACCAUCGGUGCAUCUUGCAUCGGCGACAUCUACAGGCCCACGGAACGAGCGACUGCAAUGGGCUGGUUCCUCUCGGGAACUCUGAUCGGACCUGCCUUUGGUCCUUUUAUUGGCGGCAUAAUCGUCACCUUUAGAUCCUGGCGUGGGAUCUUCUACCUGCAAACUGCACUCGCUGGCGUAGCAGCCCUAGGAGCUUUCUUUCUACUCCCGGAGACAGCUCACCACAUAAAAUCUGACGAGUUAGUCGGACUGCCGACCAAGAAAAAGGCAGCCAUCCUGUGGGGAAUGCUCAACCCAUGGCGCGUGGUACGUCUCUACCGGUACCCGAAUCUGAUAAUGGUGGCUCUGGCAUCCUCGUCGCUGGUCUGGAACAUGUAUUCGCUUCUUACCCCUAUCCGCUACAUCCUCAACCCCCGCUUCAACCUCACCACGCCCAUCCAGUCCGGACUCUUCUAUCUCGCACCCGGUUGUGGAUAUAUAGUCGGCACGUUUUUCGGCGGCCGAUACGCCGACCACAUUACCAUCAAGUGGACCAAGAAAAGAGGCGGCAACCGCGUUCCCGAAGACAGACUGCGGUCCUGUCUCCCGUUCCUAGGCAUCGUGAUCCCAGCCUGCAUGUUGAUCUACGGCUGGUCGAUCGAGAAGAAAUUCGGUGGCAUCCCCCUGCCGGUCAUCAUGAUGUUCUGCCAAGGCGUGGCACAGUUAUUCUGCUUCCCCUCACUCAACACGUACUGUCUGGACGUGAUGCAGUCGAGUUCCGCGGAAGUCAUUGCAGGCAAUUAUAUGAUCCGGUACCUAUUUGCAGCGCUAGGCAGCGCGACUGUGCUACCUGCCGUCGAGAAGAUCGGGGUUGGAUGGUUUUCAACAAUCAGUGCCGGGUUUCUGGUCGUGAGUAGUUUGGCUACAUUGGCUGCGGUUACUUGGGGGCGGGGCUGGAGAGACCAUGUUGAUGAGAAGAGGAGGGCGAAGAGGGGGAAGCUGAUGGAGAGGGGAGGUGAUGAGAAAGUGGCCAAUGUGGGGCCUGUGAAGGGGAAGGAAGAUGAGAAUGUUUGA
Molecule: messenger RNA, 1602 nt
Organism: Lachnellula hyalina
Lineage: Eukaryota; Fungi; Ascomycota; Leotiomycetes; Helotiales; Lachnaceae
Product: Itaconate transport protein
Exons: 2
Coding region: 1-1602 (533 amino acids)
Biological process (GO): transmembrane transport
Molecular function (GO): transmembrane transporter activity
Source: RefSeq, a predicted model, not a curated record